UCAGUUGUAAAGCAACUUUUAGGGUCAUCAAACGCUUUAUAGCGAACCCAUAAUAACUUUGCGCGUCAAAUUUUCUGUACAUAUCAAAACAAAAGUAAAUAAUUUAAGCUAGAACGUUCUACAGUGUUAUUUUUACGGUCUUUUUGCCGUUGGAUUGUCACUUGUCAUUGUGGUACUCACGUCUACAGUGUUGAAACGUGUAAGUUUGUGUUCAGUGGAAUUGUGUUCGGUGUGGUGUUACAAAUAAGUGUGCCAUGGAUAGAUUGUCUUUUACAUGAAAAUGUGGAAGGACAUUUUCUACGUGAAAUCUGUAAGGAAAAAGGGGUGCGGGAAAUAAGAUCUCCUGCACCAUGUCAACCGGAAGCUGCUCCGGUCCAGGGGUGUGUGGAGGAGCGAGACGAAGACCUCCACCACCUCCAGAGCCCACCAUCUCCCUAGCUGCUGACCUGAGUGAACUUAGCUUAGACCAAGGCUACCAUACCUUGGCUGAUUGUGGACCACCUUCACGGAGACGCAGGGAUAACACCUUAACUGACGCUUUGUGGCUGAAAAUACUGUCUUUUCUUGAGGUGUCAGAUCUCUGCCGCAUGUCCCGCGUGUGUCGACGAUGGUCCCGCUUCGUCGCCAGGUUAUCAGCGAGGCCAGAACCCUGGAGAAGGAUAAGAGCAGCUGGCCCUUUAGAAGUAGCUGCUAGAUGUGCUGGAGCAAGGGCUGGACCUUGCGUUAGCGCUGUUCGAGAGUGGCGGUCGAAGACUUGUGCUGUAACAGUGGCUGGGGCUCAGCUGUUAGUAGCAACGUUUAGAAAUCUGACGCACAUAGCUUUAACAGGCUCCAACACUAUGGACGCUAGAGCACUCGCGCCUAUCAUCACGGACUUGGUCGAUUUAAGGCAUAUAGAUCUGACAGGAUGUCCAAAUGUGGAUUGGCCAGAAUGGGCGUGGUUAGAGAGUCGUUUAACUACGAGAAGACCGCCUAUAGAAUACAUAGACCUAACCGACUGCAGCGCAGUUACCGACGCAGGACUAUGCGCCUUGCUUCAUACGUGCCCGUCAUUGCAAUACCUUUACCUCAGAAGAUGCACUCUAGUCACAGAUGCUGGUGUUCGGUGGAUACCUUCAUAUUGCGCACUCAAGGAGUUGAGUGUUUCCGACUGUACAGGAGUUACUGACUUCGGCCUAUAUGAAUUGGCGAAGUUAGGACCUGCGUUACGAUACAUUUCUGUCGCUAAAUGUUCUCAGGUAUCAGAUUCGGGUAUCCGGACGUUAGCAAGGCGGUGCUAUAAGCUUCGAUAUCUCAACGCGAGGGGAUGUGGUGCUCUGGGUGAUGAUGGCGUGGAAGCGAUCGGUAGGGGGUGCUCGAGAUUAAGAGCUCUUGAUUUGGGAGCAACUGAUGUUUCGGAAGCGGGGCUACAGAUACUUGCUCGCUGCUGUCCAAACCUAAAGAAGUUGGCUCUACGAGGCUGUGAACUAAUAGGCGACGAUGGUUUAGAAGCUGUGGCGUACUAUUGCAGAGGUCUCACACAGUUGAACAUACAAGACACACCCGUCACGUUGAGAGGAUAUAGAGCGGUUAAGAAGUAUUGCAAGCGAUGUGUCAUCGAGCAUACGAACCCUGGAUUUUGUUGAAAGGACUUUAGAAAAGUUGGGUUUGUGAAUUUCUUUACCUGAAUGGAGUAAUAAUGAAAGUUGUACAAGGACUGUUAGCGCCCAUAUACGACUUUUAGCGGGGCGGCGAAAGAAGCGAUGAGCGGGGAGGCGAGUGGAAAUCUAAAUGUAUAGGUGGGCAUGUAACUGCUCACAAACAAGAGCGUCGUGAACGGUGGUAUCGACUCGACAUAAUAUAUUUGUAGAUUUUUUCAUGACAGUUUCUGCCGCUCGUCUCAGCUAACGUUUGUAACAAAAUGUUUAUGGACAGGGCGU
Maniola jurtina (meadow brown) is the source of this 1919-nucleotide messenger RNA. RefSeq names its product F-box/LRR-repeat protein 7 (gene Fbxl7). Gene Ontology annotation, biological process: SCF-dependent proteasomal ubiquitin-dependent protein catabolic process. Lineage: Eukaryota; Metazoa; Arthropoda; Insecta; Lepidoptera; Nymphalidae. The transcript has 8 exons. Bases 351 to 1625 code for a protein of 424 amino acids. The record is from RefSeq and is a predicted model, not a curated record. Gene Ontology annotation, cellular component: SCF ubiquitin ligase complex. Gene Ontology annotation, molecular function: protein binding.